AUGCACCAAGAUAACCAAACUAUGAUCUCUGAAUUCUUUCUUCUGGGACUCACAGUUGGGUCUAAACAGCAGCAGCUUCUCUUUGUGCUUUUUCUGUGCAUGUAUCUAGCCACCAUGGUGGGAAACUUACUUAUUAUCCUGGCUAUCAGCAGUGACCCUUCUCUCCACAGCCCCAUGUAUUUCUUCCUUGCCAAUCUAUCCUUUGCUGACAUCUGCUUCACUACCACCACAGUCCCCAAAAUGUUGGUAGACAUCCAAAGCCAGAGUCCAACUAUCUCGUUUGCAGGAUGCCUUACACAAAUGUAUUUUUUUAUGUUGCUGGUUGACCUGGACAAUUUCCUCCUGUCAGCAAUGGCAUAUGAUCGAUACAUUGCCAUCUGUCAACCAUUGCACUAUACUGCGUUACUGAGUCCCAAGCGCUGUGCCCUUUUGGUACUGAUCCCGUGGGUCAUCUCCAACUUUGUUUCAGUACUGCAUCUCAGUAUGCUGAGCCACUUGUCUUUCUGUGACCAUAGAACAAUUCUACACUUCUACUGUGACCUGGAAUCUGUUUUAAGACUUGCUUGCUCAGACACCUAUAGCAAUGACUUAUUGAUCCUAGUUAUUGGCGGAGCAGUCAUCUUCAUCCCUUUUACUUUCAUUCUUGUUUCAUAUGCCCUUAUUGGCAGCAUUGUGUGUGGGAUUCCAUCAGCCAAGGGAAAGUGGAAAACGUUCUCUACUUGUGGUUCCCAUCUCACAGCAGUGUCCCUUUUUUAUGGGUCCAUCACUGGGGUCUACUUUCUUCCUGCUUCUUCCUACUCAGCAGAAAGGGAUAAGGUGGCUGCCAUCAUGUAUACCAUCGUAACUCCCAUGAUGAACCCCUUCAUCUAUAGUCUAAGGAACAAAGACAUGAAAGGGGCACUGGGAAGACUACUCAGCAGGAAAAACUUUUCCUGGAGAUGA
Chrysochloris asiatica (Cape golden mole) is the source of this 942-nucleotide messenger RNA. Its product is annotated as olfactory receptor 1468-like. Gene Ontology annotation, biological process: G protein-coupled receptor signaling pathway. The record is from RefSeq and is a predicted model, not a curated record. Gene Ontology annotation, molecular function: G protein-coupled receptor activity; olfactory receptor activity. Gene Ontology annotation, cellular component: membrane. The transcript has a single exon. Lineage: Eukaryota; Metazoa; Chordata; Mammalia; Afrosoricida; Chrysochloridae. The coding region runs from base 1 to 942 and encodes 313 amino acids.